AUGAAGGCAACUAAGACUGCUCCACUUAAUUACGUAUAUGUUUUACGUAAAGGGAGCAAUGACAAACCAAAGAGAGUUUUCCUAUGCAAGAAUAAUAAAGAAUUUCAAAAUUCUUGCAAAGGAUUUCUAAAAGAUAACGAAGCUAUUGGAAAAAUCUGGACAAAGCACGGAAGAUUAGUAAAAGAAAUCUCAAGAGUCCACGCUGGAGCUACAUUAGAGUUAGAAAUUGUUGAUGAAAAUUCAUUAGUACACCAAUCUAUUCCUCAGGAUAAUCUUAAGAACAUCAAGAAAUACAGAGGUGCAUCUAAAAUGUUUACCGUCGUCGAGGAUGAAAAAGAAAAUGAAGAACCGGAAAAUAUAAUGGAAGGUGCUAUUAAAUUCGAUUUUACAUCAGAUCCUACGAAUCCUGCAAAUAAAAAGCAAGAAAAAGUCGAGGCAACCAAAAAGAAAUCCAUUAUUAAGAAAGCAUCAGAAAUUAAUCUUGAGCAAGCACUGAAAAAAUACACAUACUCACCAACCAAGCUUAGUAGAGUUACCAUUGAUGAUGUUUCAUCAGGCUCAAACUCUAUGAUGUCUACUCUUUCACAAUGGAAUACACUAGGAGUUGAUUAUCAAUCAAUUUUCAAUGCAUUCCCUCAAAAAGAAAAAGAUGAAAUACAAAACAUAUUUAAUAGAGAAAAUGAACACGCAAACUACUGGGUUAGAGGCGUAGAAAGACUUGCAUUCGAAGAAUUUGGUGUUGAUACAAGAUUUAUUCAGUUCUUACCUGAUAUUAUUGAUCAUAUCAAAAUGAAAGGAAUGUCAGCAAAUACAAGAGUUCUUUCUAAGUAUAUUUAUCAUACAUUUAAUCUUUUCAUUUAUGGUCCUAACAAAUCCGGAAGGACAACAAUGCUGUACCUUGCUUGCGUUGAAGCUGCAAAAACUCUUGGAAUUGCAAACGAAUGGAAAGAUAAUCUCUUUCUUCCAAUUGACGCAAGAAAGAUUAUUGAUGAAAAACCAGAUGCAACUAAUAUGUAUCAUUCACUGGUUUCUAAAGCUUGCAAUGCAAUUGCAGCAGAAUUUCCUAUUUAUGCAAGAUCGGCUUCAGAAGUUUCAGAAUAUUUAACAAAAUUACCUAAUUUGCAUCCAGAAAAACUCUUUUUAAACGAUACUUGCCUUGAUCCUGAAUUCAGAAAAGAAUUGAAGAAAAAGAUUACAGAUAUCCUUGAAGGAAUGUCAGAAUCAUUUUCAUCAAAUGAUAAUCAAUUCCUGGCUGAAAGCAUCUGGUCUGUACCUCAAUUACUUACUGAUGCAUUUGGUAUUAAGAAGCUGGUUUAUGUUAUGGAUAAUCUUGAAGCAUCUGAUGUUACAUUCAUCUUCUCAGAAGAAACAAAUGCAACUUUCCUUUCAGAGAUUGUCUUGCUUGCAUUGGCAUCUAACCAAUAUAUAACUACUAUUGGUGAUCAAAAGCGUUUCUCCCCGUUGUGCAUUCCAUUCACAUCAAAUGGACCAAACAUUUUAAGUAUUUCACAGGUUAUAACAACAUAUGACAUUAUUGAUGAGUAUUCUUUCUUGUCGCGUGCUAUUGUAGUUAAUACUACUGGAAAUCUUCCAAUUAAAAUCGACAUCCCAAUGCUCGGAGGAAUUCCUGCCUAUGUCUUCAAAUUCCAAAGAGUUGGAGAGCUACUUGAUGUAGCUGAAAGAUGUGGCGAUGAUGAAGAACAAAAAGUGGAAGCACUGGCUGAAAUCGACGAUAUUGUUUCAGAUUUGCUUAAUAUUGUUUUCCCAGAUCAGAAAUUUAUCAUUGAAAAGGUCCAGCUUUCUUCAUCAAUGGGCUUUUAA
Molecule: messenger RNA, 1821 nt
Organism: Trichomonas vaginalis G3
Lineage: Eukaryota; Parabasalia; Trichomonadida; Trichomonadidae
Exons: 1
Coding region: 1-1821 (606 amino acids)
Source: RefSeq, a predicted model, not a curated record